This is a messenger RNA of Vigna radiata var. radiata (mung bean), 893 nucleotides long. RefSeq names its product germin-like protein subfamily 1 member 13. NCBI's taxonomy places the organism in Eukaryota, Viridiplantae, Streptophyta, Magnoliopsida, Fabales, Fabaceae. Gene Ontology annotation, molecular function: manganese ion binding. The transcript is spliced from 2 exons. The record is from RefSeq and is a predicted model, not a curated record. Bases 38 to 703 code for a protein of 221 amino acids. Gene Ontology annotation, cellular component: cell wall.
CUUACAUUUCACACUUACAAGUUAAUUACGAACAAAAAUGAAGGUUGUUCAGUUCCUUGUAGUUCUAUUGGCUUUGGCAUCGUCCGUUGCCUUUGCUUAUGAUCCAAGCCCUCUGCAAGACUUCUGUGUGGCUAUCAAUGAUACCAAGACCGGUGUGUUCGUGAAUGGAAAAUUUUGCAAGGAUCCAAAGCUUGCUAAUGCUGAAGAUUUCUUCUAUNGUGGGUUGGGAGCCGGUGACACUGCNAACCCGUUAGGUUCAAAGGUGACAGCAGUGACUGUUAAUGAAAUAUUAGGUUUGAACACACUUGGCAUAUCCUUGGCUCGCAUAGAUUUUGCACCCAANGGUUUGAACCCUCCCCACACUCACCCUCGAGGAACAGAGAUUCUUCUAGUCUUGGAAGGUACCCUUUACGUUGGCUUUGUGGCGUCCAACCAGAACGACAACAGGUUAUUUACCAAAGUGUUGAACAAAGGUGAUGUGUUUGUUUUUCCCAUUGGUCUGAUUCACUUCCAGCAAAACGUUGGUUAUGGAAAUGCUGUGGCCAUUGCUGCUCUUAGUAGCCAAAACCCGGGUGUUAUCACUAUUGCAAAUGCUGUCUUUGGAUCUAAACCUCCCAUCUCCGAUGAUGUUCUCGCCAAAGCUUUUCAAGUUGACGUAAAGAUUAUCGAUUACCUUCAGAGGCAAUUUCAGGUACAACAAUAGCAAGAGUGUGGGAACAUGAAACACUAUCGUUAAUUAUCUCACCUUCCUCGGACCUUACAUAAAUGAUUUUCUAAAUGUGUAGCUUUUCAUGCAAAAGUCUCUCAAAGUUACUACAAAUAUUAAAUAAAAUGCAUGUAGCUAUUUAUGUUAUGUCUGUAACAAAACUGUUUUGUGUGCAUUUCAACCUUAA